AUGGCCACCACCCAAACAAUCCCCCAAACAACAACCCCAUUCCUCGCCUCCGACCACCAAGACUCCAAAAAGCACCUCCUCCUCGCAACAACCGGCUCCGUAGCGACAAUAAAACUCCCGCAACUGCUAUCAGCCCUCUCAAAAACCUUCUCCCCCGAGACGCUAACAAUCCACCUCAUCCUCUCCCCCUCAAGCAAGAACUUCCUCUCGCCCGCCGACCUCUGCGAGAUCGGUGCGAAUCCGCUCGUCUCGCGGCUCUGGAGCGAUGCCGACGAAUGGGCCUUCCCCUCGGGCGUGUACACCCGCGAGUGUCCGGUGCUGCACAUCGAGCUGCGGAAGUGGGCGGAUUUGCUCGUUGUGGCCCCGCUCAGCGCGAAUACGCUCAGUUCUGUUACCGUCGGGCGGUGCGAUGGGUUGUUGUUGAGCGUUUUGCGCGCUUGGGAUUGGGCGCGGGCGGGGAUUGUGGUUGCGCCGGCGAUGAAUACGCUUAUGUGGACACAUCCGGUCACGAGUGGGCAGGUGGAGACGCUGAAGGCAUGGGGAGUGGAAGUCUUGAUGCCGGUGAGCAAGGUGCUGGCAUGUGGGGAUGAGGGGGUUGGGGGGAUGGUUGGCGUUGAGGUGGUUGUUGAGACGAUCGGGGGGAGGUUAAGGAUUUAGUCGGCGGAGGGAGAGGGGGGGAAAGGGGAUGAGGGGGUGAGGUUGAAGGAUAGGUUGUGUCUCGGGUGGAUCUUGUGUGGUUUAAUUGAGAUUUGUGAUGUUUGUUCUUGUUUUAGGGGCGGGUUUUUGGUGUUUGGUAUCUUUGGCGUACUAGUAGAUAAUUAGGAUGCUUCCGGGCGCUUUUAAUUGUGA
Messenger RNA from Tuber melanosporum (Perigord truffle), 849 nucleotides. RefSeq lists its product as uncharacterized. Lineage: Eukaryota; Fungi; Ascomycota; Pezizomycetes; Pezizales; Tuberaceae. Bases 1 to 657 code for a protein of 218 amino acids. Gene Ontology annotation, biological process: coenzyme A biosynthetic process. The record is from RefSeq and is a predicted model, not a curated record. Gene Ontology annotation, cellular component: phosphopantothenoylcysteine decarboxylase complex. The transcript has a single exon. Gene Ontology annotation, molecular function: FMN binding; phosphopantothenoylcysteine decarboxylase activity.